Messenger RNA from Toxotes jaculatrix (banded archerfish), 7102 nucleotides. RefSeq names its product lysine (K)-specific demethylase 5A (gene kdm5a). Bases 1103 to 6370 code for a protein of 1755 amino acids. Gene Ontology annotation, biological process: chromatin remodeling. Gene Ontology annotation, cellular component: nucleus. Lineage: Eukaryota; Metazoa; Chordata; Actinopteri; Toxotidae. The record is from RefSeq and is a predicted model, not a curated record. Gene Ontology annotation, molecular function: DNA binding; histone demethylase activity. The transcript is spliced from 28 exons.
AGCUCUCCCAACCUUGCUAGUUGUAGCUAAUACGAUGGCUAAUGCAGCUACAGUACCUACAGACGACGUAAAAUCAUAUGGAAAAUGACAUUCAGCAAAACAAAGCAAAAGGAUUAACGCAUUUUUUCUACGUACUUUCACGGAACCUACUCAAGUUAUAGCGGACUGUUCUGCUCAGUAGACUUUCUUAGGUAACGUCAAUGUUAGCUGCGCAACGGCUAAGCUGAUCUUAGACAGCCAAAUUAGCUGCGUGCUAGUUUUCCAUUGCCUCAAAUGCUUCAAUGAAUGGGGGUGGAUGCACAGAGUGAAGGCACCAGUCAACAAUGUACGCUCGCUACUACUAGCCUCCUCCUUGUUGUGGUCCGGCUUGGCUGCUACUUAGCUCAGGUGCUCGAAGAAGUGAACUCAAAGAGUGGAGCUUAUUCGUGGAAACCUGACAGGCGAGCGCGAUUACGUUAGCUAACAAAAAUUGCCAGUUAGCUAAAGGACUCAGCCAACCGUGGAUAAGUUUGUUAGAAAUCCAUCAUCUCGAAGAAAUCAUGCACUACCCAGGUACAUAGACGUAGCAAUAGCAAUGUUAGCUUGCGUAACAUAAUAUCGCAGCACUCACUGUGAAGCAGGAGUGUUUUUGUUUUGUGUUUACCAACUCACUUUCAAAUACCGUGAUCGCCCCUAGCCCUAAAGUAGUUUUUUUUUUUGUGAAGCUGUCGUUUGUGAGAAGGGACGAUGGCGUCUCUGACUGACCCUGCCCUCCGUCCCAGGUAGGGGAGUGGUGGUGGAGACUACCCGGCCUGACCUGGCCUGGCCUGGCCUGGCUUGGCCCGGUCCGCUGUUUACGGGUGAUGGGAAAACACUGAUCAGUAGCUGCUCGGCUGUUGUAUUUAUGUAUUCACUUUCGGACUAGAUUAUGGUUCGCCAUCGCGACUGGGAUGCCCUGUCACUGAAGUGAUUUGCUGUUUUGUAUAUUUGCGGGAUCACGAUGGACACGGAGGAAGUUCCCCACGAAGAAAAUUAUUGGAAAUAAUCAUGGACUGCUGAGCUCAACUCGGCGCAUUUUGUCACGUAUUGUUUUUAAAGACUGUUUCUCUGGAACCACUCCAACAUGUCUUCAUUUGCUGAAUUCGUCCCACCUCCUGAAUGCCCGGUUUUUGAGCCGAGUUGGGAGGAUUUCUCAGAUCCUUUAGGAUUUAUCAACAAGAUCCGACCGAUCGCAGAGAAAACGGGCAUCUGCAAGAUCCGACCCCCCGAGGACUGGCAGCCUCCCUUUGCCUGCGAUGUACGCAACUUUCGCUUUACUCCUCGAGUACAAAGACUGAAUGAACUUGAGGCCCUCACUCGUGUUAAGCUCAACUUUCUGGAUCAAAUCGCAAAGUUCUGGGAGCUGCAGGGAUGUAAGAUUCGAUUCCCUCAUGUGGAGAGGAAGAUUCUGGACCUCUAUCAACUCAGCAAGAUUGUGUCGUCCGAGGGCGGCUUUGAAACGGUGUGUAAAGAGAAGAGGUGGUCCAAGGUGUCUAGCCGAAUGGGCUUCCCAUCUGGAAAAGGCACUGGCUCACUGCUGCGCUCCCACUACGAGAGGAUUCUUUACCCCUAUGAGCUCUUUCAGUCUGGGGCCACGCUAACUGGCAUCCAGAGGCUGUAUGAUGAUGAAGAUGAUGGGGAGGAAGUAGAUGAGGGAGUUGGCGAGGAGGCGGUAGAGGAAGAGGAGCAAGACGAGGAGGAGGAGAAAGAAAAAGAGAAAGAUGGGGAGGGUGAUGCAACGCAAACCAAAGAGCGGCUUCUGCCUGAGAGACGGUCCAGGCGCCUUAAGUCUGAGAGAGAAAACAAGGAGCCAAAAGGCCUCAAAAUCUUCAGCACAAGUCCCAAGAUGGUGGGCUUGGAGAUUGUGUCAGCUGAUGAUGGAUUCAACAAGAAGCAGCGUCACCUCAAAGCCCAGGCCUUCGCCAUCAAAAUGAGACCACGCAAGGAGACCCUGGAGGUCAACUUUAUCGACCUCUACCUCUGCCUGGUGUGUGGUCGGGGCGAUGAGGAGGACCGGCUCCUGCUGUGUGACGGCUGUGACGACAGCUACCACACCUUCUGUCUGAUCCCGCCUCUGCAGGAUGUGCCUAAGGGGGACUGGCGUUGCCCAAAGUGUGUUGCUGAGGAGUGCAGUAAGCCCAGGGAAGCUUUCGGCUUUGAGCAGGCUGUGAGAGAGUACACUCUCCAGAGCUUUGGAGAGAUGGCUGACCACUUCAAGUCCGACUAUUUCAACAUGCCUGUACAUAUGGUUCCCACUGAGUUGGUGGAGAAGGAGUUCUGGCGCCUGGUCAGCAGCAUCGAGGAGGAUGUCAUCGUAGAGUACGGAGCUGACAUCAGCUCCAAAGAGGUGGGCAGUGGAUUUCCUGUCAGGGACGGCAAGAGGAGGCUGCUGGGAGAUGAAGAGGAUUACGCCAACUCAGGCUGGAACCUGAACAACAUGCCAGUGCUGGAGCAGUCAGUGCUCACCCACAUCAAUGUGGACAUCUCGGGCAUGAAGGUACCCUGGCUUUAUGUGGGCAUGUGUUUCUCCUCUUUCUGCUGGCACAUCGAGGACCACUGGAGUUACUCCAUCAACUUCUUGCACUGGGGUGAACCGAAGACUUGGUAUGGAGUGCCGGCCUCUGCAGCAGAGCAGCUGGAGGCUGUAAUGAAGAAGUUGGCUCCAGAGCUGUUUGACUCCCAGCCUGAUCUUCUCCAUCAACUGGUCACCAUCAUGAAUCCCAAUAUCCUCAUGGAGCAUGGCGUCCCUGUGUACAGGACUAAUCAGUGUGCGGGGGAGUUUGUGGUGACCUUCCCCAGAGCCUACCACAGCGGCUUCAACCAGGGCUACAACUUUGCAGAGGCUGUUAAUUUCUGCACUGCUGACUGGUUACCUAUGGGUCGUCAGUGUGUGGCCCACUAUAGACGGCUUCACCGCUACUGCGUCUUCUCCCAUGAGGAGCUGCUGUGCAAGAUGGCCGCUGAUCCAGAGAGCCUUGACGUGGAACUGGCUGCUGCUGUAUUCAAGGAAAUGGGAGAAAUGAUGGAGGAGGAGACAAAACUCAGACAGGCUGUCCAAGAAAUGGGGGUGCUGUCCUCAGAACAGGAGGUUUUUGAGCUUGUCCCUGACGAUGAGCGCCAGUGCCACAAGUGUAAGACAACGUGUUUCCUGUCUGCACUGACCUGUUCCUGCAGCCCUGAUCGUCUGGUUUGUCUACACCAUGCAGCAGAUCUCUGUGACUGUCCACUGGGCAACAAGUGUCUCCGGUAUCGCUAUGAUCUGGAGGAGUUUCCGUCCAUGCUUUAUGGAGUCAAGACACGGGCUCAGUCCUAUGACACAUGGGCGAAGAGGGUGACCGAGGCCUUGGCUGCAGACCAGAAGAGCAAGAAAGACCUUAUUGAGCUCAAGGUUUUGCUGGAGGAUGCAGAGGACAGAAAGUAUCCUGAGAACACACUGUUCCGACGCCUUAGGGAGAUGGUCAAAGAAGCGGAGACAUGCUCCUCUGUGGCCCAGCUGCUGCUCAGCCGGAAGCAGAGGCACAGCAGCCGACUGCGUUCUGAGAGCAGUCGUAACCGCACCAAACUGACAGUGGACGAGCUCAAGGCCUUUGUGGAUCAGCUCUACAGGCUGCCCUGCAUCAUCAGCCAGGCCCGACAAGUCAAAGAGUUACUGGAGAAUGUGGAGGACUUCCACGAGCGAGCCCAGGCGGCUCUGUCAGACGAGAUGCCUGAUUCCUCCAAGCUGCAGGCGCUGCUGGAUCUGGGCAGCGGCCUGGACGUAGAGCUGCCUGAGCUACCAAGACUCAAACAAGAGCUCCAGCAGGCCCGCUGGUUGGAUGAGGUGCGUGUCACCCUGGCCGAGCCCCACCGGGUCACCCUGGAGCUGAUGAAAAGGCUGAUAGACUCUGGGGUGGGUCUGGCUCCACACCACGCGGUGGAGAAGGCCAUGGCCGAACUGCAAGAGAUCCUCACUGUCUCAGAGAGAUGGGAGGAUAAGGCUCGUGCCUGCCUGCAGGCCAGGCCUCGACACAGCAUGGUGACCUUGGAAAGCAUUGUGCUGGAAGCUAGGAACAUCCCGGCAUAUCUGCCUAAUAUUUUGGCCCUCAGAGAGGCCCUGCAGAAGGCCAAAGAGUGGACCGCCAAGGUGGAGGCAAUUCAGAGUGGCAGUAGCUAUGCUUACCUGGAGCAGCUGGAGAGUCUGCUGGCCAGGGGUCGCUCCAUCCCUGUCCGGCUAGAUCCACUCGCCCAGGUGGAGUCUCAGGUGGCAGCAGCUCGAGCCUGGAGGGAGAGGACUGCUCGCACCUUCCUCAAGAAGAACUCCACAUACACACUGCUCCAGGUUCUCAGUCCUCGUGUGGACAUCGGGGUCUAUGGUAACAGCAAAAGCAAACGGAAGCGUGUCAAAGAGCUCAUGGAGAAGGAGAGAGGAGGCUUCGACCCCGACACCCUCAGCGACCUGGAGGAGAGUCUCGAGGAGGUGCGAGACCCUUCCACUGUUGUUGCAGCCUUCAAAACCAAGGAGCAGAAAGAAGUGGAGGCCAUCCACUCACUCCGUGCUGCUAACUUAGCCAAGAUGGCCAUGGCCGACCGCAUCGAGGAGGUCAAGUUCUGCCUGUGUCGAAAGACGGCCAGCGGCUUCAUGCUGCAGUGCGAGCUUUGCAAGGACUGGUUCCACGGAGCGUGUGUCCCUCUGCCUAAGACGGGAUCGCAGAAGAAACUCGGUGUGGGUUGGCAGAGUAAUAGCAAAGACUCCAAAUUCCUGUGUCCGCUUUGUCAGCGGUCAAGGAGGCCGAGACUAGAGACCAUUCUGUCGCUGCUGGUGUCGCUGCAGAAGCUGCCGGUGCGGCUCCCAGAAGGAGAGGCUCUCCAGUGUUUGACAGAGAGGGCAAUGAGCUGGCAGGACCGAGCACGUCAGGCUCUGGCCACCGAGGAGUUGUCCUCAGCCCUGGCAAAGCUGUCUGUGCUGAGCCAGCGCAUGGUGGAGCAAGCUGCAAGGGAGAAGACCGAGAAGAUCAUCAACGCUGAGCUUCAGAAAGCUGCUGCCAACCCUGACUUGCAGGGCCACAUCCAGACUUUUCAGCAGUCAGGUUUCAGCAGAGCCACAUCACCUCGCCAAUCUGUGGACUACGAUGACGAGGAGACAGACUCGGACGAGGACAUCAGGGAGACCUACGGUUAUGAUAUGAAGGACCCAGGUGAGGUGAAGCCCUACCUGUUCUGCGAUGAGGAGAUUCCCGUCAAGUCUGAGGAGGUGGUCAGUCACAUGUGGCCGGCUGCCACACCUUCCUUCUGCGCGGAGCACGCCUACUCCUCAGCCUCCAAGUCCUGUGGACAAAACCUAGGCACACCCAGAAAGCAGCCCAGGAAGACCCCUCUCGUCCCUCGCAGCCUGGAGCCGCCAGUGCUCGAGCUGUCCCCGCAGGCUAAGGCCCAGCUGGAGGAGCUGAUGAUGCUGGGAGACCUGCUGGAGGUGUCCCUGGAUGAGACCCAGCACAUCUGGAGGAUCCUGCAGGCCACACACCCCCCCUCCGAGGAGAGAUUCCUGCAGGUCAUGGAGCCUGAUGAUUCUCUGAUGGAGAAGCCCCUGAAAAUCAAGCUUAAAGAUUCGGAGAAGAAGAGGAAACGGAAGCUGGAAAGAGCCGAGCACCACCACAUGCUGAUGGCUGCCGCCGCCGCUGGCGGAGCCUCAGCAAUGGGAGAAAUACGUCCAGCCAAGUCCAAAGAACUGAAAAGGGUGGGCCUAGAGCUCGGCCUGGGUGGGAAACCCAAGAAGAAGAAACUCAAGCUCAACCUGGACAAGAACCGGGAGAUGAAGCAGCUAGCCAAACGCUUAGCCAAGGAGGAGAAGGAGAGGAAGAGGAAGGAGAAGGCAGCCGCCAAGGCAGAGGCCAUCAGGGAGGGACUGGAGAAGAGGAAGGAGAAGAAGAUUCUCGACAUUCCCUCCAAGUACGACUGGUCCGGAGCUGAGGACUCCAAUGAUGAGAACGCUGUGUGUGCAGCCAAGAACUGCCAGAGACCCUGUAAAGACAAGGUGGACUGGGUUCAGUGCGACGGCGGCUGCGACGAGUGGUUCCACCAGGUGUGCGUGGGCGUGUCGUGCGAAAUGGCAGAGAACGAGGACUACAUCUGCAUGGACUGCUCCCGCAAGGCCGCUGGGGCGAGCGGAGGAGGCGGCGGGGUGACCGUGGAAGAGGUGGCGGAGGAGAGCGUGGUAGUGCUGACGACGUCGAUGUGCAGCGGCGGUGUGCAGAGCCUGCCCUCGUCUGUCGUGGCCUCGUGGUCUCACGUGUCCUCUGCCCCUCAUUUAAACCCAGCAACGUCACAUCAGCAACAACAGCAGCAGCUGCCGCAAGAGCCUCAGCAGGGCAGUUAGCGCUAAAACAAAGGCCUAGGACUGCGUUUGAAUACUGUACCUCUCACAAUGAGUAUAACACAAAACCAGUAUCCAGGCAAGCAUUUCAACCUGUCAACCUGUGAGACUGUACAGCAUCUGACAGAGAGAAUAACCCUGUAUAAAUAAGCGUGGCUGAAAAGGGUCAAGCUUGGGGCAUUUCUGUAACUUCCUGGAUUACAGAGCACAAGAACAAAAACUUGCACCUGGAAGACAGAGAAGAAUCCCACUUUGACCGUGUGGCUCCAGCAGUGACAUGUUCUCUCCCAGCACUGCAAAGUGCUGUUAAGGUUGUUUAGCGCACAGAUGAGACUUUGUCCCCCUACAGCAGUUUUAGGUCUAGAAACAUCCACCAGCUUCUUCCUGGUCUUUUUUCCUCAACAAUAACAAUGUCAUUGGUACACUUAACUUACAGUCAAAUAAACACCCACUUGCUCCAGCUGUUGUGUUCAGUGCAAACCGGCAAAUAAACAAAUAUGUUCCCAGUCGUGUUUUACUGGACAUCCUGAACCACUCGUCUCUGUCCUCAGCCUGGCCCUUCAGACAGUAACAUCUCAAUAUGUAGGACUCCAGACUAGGAAAAACAAAUGGUUGUAAUGUAGUGGAAUUAUUUAUAAUGUACAUAGCUUUUAAGCAAUUAAAACAAAUGGAUUGUGGCUUUUUUUUGUUUUGUUUUGUUUUCUCACCUUUAAUAAACUAUUCCUAGUCAAAUGA